This is a messenger RNA of Coccidioides immitis RS, 2190 nucleotides long. RefSeq lists its product as uncharacterized. The record is from RefSeq and is a predicted model, not a curated record. The transcript has 2 exons. Bases 1 to 1830 code for a protein of 609 amino acids. Lineage: Eukaryota; Fungi; Ascomycota; Eurotiomycetes; Onygenales; Onygenaceae.
AUGGGGAAGAAAUUCUUUCCAUCACGACCUCGAGCAUACACGGCCGAUACCGGUGUUGGUUCCACUGGAGAUGGAACAGCUGACUCUCUGCAGGCGAACCAGAGCUGGCCAGUUGGCAGUGCAAAGGAAUCAAGACGCAAGAUCGUUAAGACAGUGCGGUCUCAUCGACAGGACAUCAACCCGCCAGAAACCUUAGACGAAUAUAGCUCUUCACUCCCUCACGGGUCUCCCCUCCAUUUUGCAUCCGUGAACGCAUCACGGGAUGAUCAGAGGAUAGGUGUCGCUUCCGCCAAUCCGUCGACGGAACCGGUCAAUGACACAUGGGCGGAUAUAUCCAGCAUGAGUCCCCUAACGUUGGACGAAGACGUCCACGGCAAGAAUUACAGUUCACUGAAGCGUAAACCAAGCAAAUGGAUGAAAUUCGGUGGGCUAUUCAAGUCAAAAAGUCCAGAAUCCCCGCCUCGCGUGCCCUUUUACGAGGUUAGGGUAAACGACCGUCAGCUGCAAACGUUGGAUAGCUCGGAGUACGUGCCUGAUAUGCAGCUACUACGAAGGAAGCCAAUUAUACCCGGAGCUCGACCGUGGCCUGCGCGAUCGCAGUCGCUUCCACGUCAUGGGGAGUUUCCGUCGAUGGUGAUGGACGUUGGCCACAGCAAUCCGGCAGAGACAGGCGCUUGGGCAGCGGGAGAUCAAGAGCAAUACCACCAACGGGGGCCUUGGUCUCAGACACCUUUGGAGACCACAGAAUCUCAGCCAGAUGGAUCCACCUCUAAUGCUCCGCUUCUCAAUGUUUGUAUUCCUGAUGUUGGGAUGGAACGUUAUAGCGUCAUGUUUGGCUCGAUACAUGACACAAAAAAAGGAUCAAACUUGCUUUCUCGCCGAAGCAAGAACCUCGAUAACCUCACAGACCCAGCCACGGUGAAAGCGAUGCAGAACGAUCUUGCCAGACCAAGGCGUGCUACUUCCCCUGGGCCAUCAAAGUCUCCUACUUUUACACUAUUCCCAGCAACACCCACCAAUAAGGCCUCAAAACUUUUAGGAUCUCACUGCCUUCCCCGUAGGCCAACUCCGUUGCAAAAAUCCCACACCCUACCCGUCUUGUCAGACGCAACCUCCUUUGAAAUGGCCGCUCGAAGCAAACAGCUUCUUCAGAGCCCUGUGGAGACAUCGGAAUCAUCCCAUAGCAGAUGGGGAUCGGCCUCCUACUUUUCAACCUCUCCCUCAGAAAUGGAUGAUGGGUUUUCAGAUGAGGACCACGAGACGAUUAAACUGCGCAUUAAACCACCCGAACAGGAGGAGCCUGUGUGGGAAAUGGUGACCCCCGCACGUAAGACUUUAUCACAAUCAACUGUCAGGAAGUUACAGAAUGUGAUGUCGGAAGAAAGCCCACCGAGUGGUAGUCCGAGAGAGAAGGGACCACUAGAGCCAAUGGCUGGUCAAUCAACUCCGUUGCAAUCGGGGGACGAGAUACCUGCUAUCCCUCUUCCGUUCAAAAACUCCUUGCAAUUAUCCAGAACUUCAACGAAAAACGCCACUUCGGCGCUGGAGCCCAGCUACACGUCUCAGGGUAGACAGGGUAGCUACCACAGGUCCAACCCGUCGAUAGACUCGUACGGUGAUGACUUUCAGACAGUUGAGGUUUCAAUUGCGAGGUCCAUAUCGGUCAGCAAGCGGAAACAUAUGCUGGUUCCGAUUGGAGGAAAGUCCAGCGCCCUCCGGUCAAAUGGACGGCUUGUGGAAAGGAGAGUUGCGACCCCAACCGCAGAGGCUGUGCAUAAGGGUCAUCGUUAUGAGAAGUCCCGAGUUGCUGUGCUGGAAAAUUCAGAUUGAAGCCAAGGGUGAUGCCGCUGCUUCCGCUGUCGAAUCCAGAACCCUCAGGUGUCUUCACCUCCUUUUUUUAAAUCAAAGCCUCCUAGGUGUUGACUCCUUUCUAUAACUAGGUCGCUACGCUCCACUCGCUUCUUUUAUUAUUCUUUAUUUUUCUCUAAACUUUGCCUCGGACAGAGGAUGCUUUGGAGCUGGGAAAUGUUUGGAUGUGCUACGAGGAUACAGUUUUUUGGUUUACCAUAACUACGACACACGCCGUGAGUGUGCUUUUACGCGAAUGAGACAGGAAAAGGUGCAGGAAUAUCGGAGCUAGGCUUCUUUUGUAGCCACAUUUCCGCAUAAUGGGAGUUCAAUGUUUGAUCA